Molecule: messenger RNA, 1143 nt
Organism: Ostrea edulis (European flat oyster)
Lineage: Eukaryota; Metazoa; Mollusca; Bivalvia; Ostreida; Ostreidae
Product: ankyrin repeat and protein kinase domain-containing protein 1-like
Exons: 3
Coding region: 1-1143 (380 amino acids)
Molecular function (GO): protein binding
Source: RefSeq, a predicted model, not a curated record
AUGACAAACAUACCGCCCUAUCAGCAACGUGACGACAAGCAUGUCGAGAAUAUACAACGUUUAUUGCAUGUUGGCUGCAGUAAUGCGGAUUUAGAAACGAGUCGGUAUAUCAUCCAAACAUACCCCGAUCUUCUACACAGUGUAGAUAAUGAGGGAUGGAAUGCUGCUUCACACGCUGCUAAAGGCGGAAACGUGAACAUUCUACAGCUACUGGCAGAUGAAAAAGUAUUCGUCCAACAGAAAAACAAUCAAGGCUGGAAUAUUCUUCACGUAGCCUGUAAUUCCUCUAAUUUAGAAAUGAGUCGUUUUAUCAUUCAGACAUACCCUGACCUUAUACACAAUGUAGAUAAUGAUGGAAGGAAUUCUGCUUUACACGCCGCUCAUGGCGGAAACGUUAAGAUUUUACAGCUACUGGCUGAUAAAGGAGUAGAUGUCAAACAUAAAAGCAGCGACGGCUGCAACAUUCUCUUUGUGGCAUGUGGAGACUCUAACCUAGAAAUGAGUCACAAUAAAGUAGACGUCAAAUGCAAAGACAAUCUAGGCUGGAAUAUUCUUCACGUGGCUUGUGAAAAUUCUAACUUAGAAUUGAGUAGUUGUAUCAUUGAAACAUACCCUGACCUCCUACAAAGUAUAUAUGAUGCUGGAUGGAAUGCUGCUCUACACACCGCUGGAGGAGGAAACGUGAAAAUUCUACAACUACUGCCAGAUAAUGAAGUAUACAUGGAACAUAAAUGCUGUGACGGCUGGAACAUACUUCACGUGGCAUGUGCGAAAGCUAACUUAGAAAUGAGUCGGUAUAUCAGUCAAACAUAUCCUGACCUUCUACACAGUGUAGAUAAUGAUGGAUGGAAUGCUUCUCUACAUGCCGCUUGUGGAGGAAAUGUUAAAAUUCUACAACUGCUAGCAGAUAGUGAGAUGGACGUCAACUACAAAGACAAUGAUGGCUGGAAUAUUCUUCUCGUGGCUUGUCGAACCUCUAACUUAGAUAUGAGUCGUUAUGUCAUUCAAGCAUACCCUGACCUUCUACACAGUGUAGAUAAUAAUGGAGGGAAUGCUGCUCUACAUGCCGCUCGUGGAGGAAACGUUAGAAUUCUACAACUACUAGCAGAUACAUGGCCUGGUGGAGUACCUCUGAUGUUUUAG